Messenger RNA from Gigantopelta aegis, 804 nucleotides. RefSeq lists its product as uncharacterized. Lineage: Eukaryota; Metazoa; Mollusca; Gastropoda; Neomphalida; Peltospiridae. The transcript has a single exon. Gene Ontology annotation, molecular function: G protein-coupled receptor activity. Gene Ontology annotation, cellular component: plasma membrane. Gene Ontology annotation, biological process: G protein-coupled receptor signaling pathway. Bases 1 to 804 code for a protein of 267 amino acids. The record is from RefSeq and is a predicted model, not a curated record.
AUGGUGGAUCGGUUCUUCUGUGUUGUUUUUCCGCUGAAACGAGACAGAUUCUGCACACGAAGAAACGCCACGAUCGUCUGCUCGUGUCUGGCUACAUUGUCAGGUGUGCUGACGUUCCCGCUAGUGCUUGACUUGAAGAAAAUAAAAGGCUUAAACACACAAUGCUAUGUGAAAGAUGAAUAUAUGGCCUAUUAUUAUUUCGUACGCCUAGUUCUCACCUCAACCCUUCCCUGCCUGUUGAUUCUCAUCUUCAACAUUGUGAUUGGAAUCCACAUCCAGCGCAGCAGCACGUUCCGAAAGAGAUUUGCCUCGUCGAACAACUCUGCCAACACAGAGACGAAGCUGGACAAGUCGCUUCGUCCUCUUAUGCUCAUCUCCAUUUUGGCUUUCGUCACAAUUGUCCCUUUAACUGUCGUAGAAUGCAUUCUUAGGUUCCUGUUAAUAACUGAAUCAGGUUUUCAAACCGUAGUGAUUCUAGUCAAAAUGUGGGAAAUUUUCAACAUUGUAUACCUGAUCAAUUUUGGACAGAAUCUGUACAUCCUGAUGGCCAGUUCAGCUAACUACAGGAAGAUCAUGAAGACAAAGCUGACGUGCAGGGGCAGGAAAUCCUCCAGACUGAAAGACAAGGUCACAGUGUCACGAUUUCCAUGGCAGGUUUCUGAAUCCGCUGAUCUCAGAAUGGAUGGAUCAGAAUCCGGAACCAGACAGUAUAUUGAGAUGUCCAUCACAUCAGUUACCUUUCCUGCUAAAGAUUCUGAAGAUCGUUCAAAACAUAUCAAGACACAAACUAACCAAAAACGUUAA